GUUGAUGCGUGGGAUUUUCAAACUAGCAGUGUACACAAAUGAAGGUCGAACUCGCGAUAACUUCAUCUGAAACAUGACGUUUUCUUGGGAAUUAGACAACGUGGAUGCCUUACAAUGUGUUGUAAAACGAGAUCUGAAAUGUUCAGGUAUCAGAAUUUCUAAGAAGAAGGAUCUACACAAAAAUCAUCAAGCACAAGAUGUUAAUACAUCUAGCCUGUUUGGCAGAGCGUUACAUUCCUGUCAGCUUGUACAAGAUGAGGAAUCUCGAUGCCAUAUCCCAAGAUUUUUAUUGGAGUGCACAAAGUUUCUUGAUGAUCAUCUGGAUAUGGAGGGCAUAUUUCGCAUCUCUGGUUCCAAAUCUAGACAGAGAGAUCUACAGAAAAACCUAGAAAAUGGAUCUUGUAUUCCUAAUGAUGCUAAUCCAGCUGAUGUUUGCAGUCUCUUCAAAUACUUCUUCCACAACCUCCCCGAGCCACUUAUAUCAUCUAAACUCCAGAGUGCCUUCUACAAGUGCUCACUGAUUGAAGACAUUGCAGAGCAGCGAUGGGUCCUCCUCAACAUCUGCCAUCUCUUGCCAUCACUCAAUGUUCAGACCCUGCGCUUCACUGCAUUCUUCCUGCACCGUGUUGCUUCCAAGUCAGAGAAAAACCGCAUGGAUGUAACCAACCUUGCCAAGGUGUUCACACCCAGCUUAUUUGGGUCAUUUACAGCUCUUGAUAAGAAGAACCCAGAGAAAAUGAUUGGAUUACAGACAAGUAUGGUUAGUUUAAUGAUUGAGAAUGCUAGGCUGAUUGGUGAGGUGCCUGACUGGAUGAUGGAGAAGAUCACAGGACAUAACCAAUCCAGAGAGAAUCUGGAUCGUCUUACAUCAGAAGAUGAGCUUGAAAAGAGUGAUGAUAAUCUAGAAGAGAGUGGGAGAUUGUCCAGACGACGCAGAAAGAGUGGACCAUCAUUCCAAGUACUUGUGAGUGGUCUUGGACACAGUUUAGGUAUUCUGAAAACAGCAUCAUCAACAGAGAACAUCUUAUCAACAGAUACACAUGCAACGGAGUCUCCAAAGAUAAUGAAGCGAAAAGCCAGUGAGGACCUGGGAAGUGCAUUUACUUCUACUAAAAGGAAGGCUUUGUUGCACAAGAUGACAACUGAUCCUCAGUUUAGCAAACCUGGUUUACAUCUUCAUAGGACUCAUCAAGGAACACCAAAUCAACCAGCUCUUGGUGAAAGGGAUGCUGUGACAGCAGAUGGUGAGACACUGUUCAGGUAUGAUACACCAUCCAUUGUGUAUGCUGAUGACUCGUUUGCAGGACACACCCCUGGCAGGCUGGCUGGGAGUGAGUUCACCCAUAAAGGACAUGACAGGUGUCAAGGGACACCCAAGAGCAAACUCAAGAGGUUCAAGGAACUUAGUGCAAGAAAACUAAAAAGGAGAUCAUUGUUAAUGAAUCUUGAUGGAGAACCAUUCUCGACGAAAUCUCCAAGACCAAGCAAGACACAAGGAAACAAGAGGAAGGAAAGUAAAGAUGUAGGAUGGAGACUUGCAAAUGCUUCACCACCAGAGGGAGGCCUAGAUACCUUGAAACUCUUUGAUCAUCCCGUCCGACCAAGUCCCAACUUUGAUGCUCCCGGAAGACCUCGCAGACAUAACAAAACUCCCAGUUCCCCUGCCAGACUCUUGACUGGAGGUUCUCCUGUCCUUCGCCCAUUUGCAAGGCUCCACACAUCAGAUAGCGAGAGUGAUGUGUGGGAUACCAUGAAGCCUACAAAAUUCUCAGCUGGGGAUUCCCCAAAGGUGGUAAUUGUAGAUACCCAAGAAAGGGAAAUUGCAUCGCCUAAGGUUGUAGUGGUAGAUACAAAUAUGAUAAGUGAAUCAAACAUCACUAAGGAGUAUGUAAAGAAACAGCAAGAGCAUGCUUCUCAGCUGAUUGGUAGUAAGUUAGGGCAAGAGAGGACAAGCCCCUCCAUCUAUAUUCCUGAUAGCACCAGACAGAAGAUCAAAGCAGCUCAGAUGGAAUAUGCAGCAAAAAGCUCAAUGGAAGAUGAACAUUUCCAAGAAAUUGCAGACCAAAAAAUUUCACCUGAAGAUGAAGUCCAUGAUAAGGACAUGACACAUUCUACAAGCCAGAGGAGUUUAUCAAGUGUGCUAUCUGAAAUCAAUGUGUGUAGCCAUGAAUCAGAGGUUGGUCAGUUCACAUCAGAACCCAAUGAGAAACAACCUGCUACUACUUACAUGGAAACAGCCAUCUGUUCUCCCUGUGUUUGUGAAUGCAAUGAUGGUGCUAUGAUGGCCGUUGAAGAUUUACCAAAAGACCAUACUGAUAGUGCAUCUCCAGUUGAAACAGGAAACCCACUAGAUACAACGGAUCACAAGAACAGCCCCAUAAAAGAAACACAUUUUGAUGAUGUCCCAAUGGCACAUCCGGUUCAUCAAGACACGAAGGAUAAACGGACCGUAAAGGUAUCCUUGAUCGUUGAAGGGCACUCGAUUGUUAUGCAUAGACCAGAUGCUGGCAAGACUACCAUGUCUAAAUCUGAAUCGAUUGAUAGUGGAAAGGGUUGUUCAAUAGAAGAUCUCUAUGGAGCUACCACAGAAGAAAAAUCUGAAAUGCAGCCACUUAAGGUUCCAAAGAAGCAAGACAGCCUUGAUGCUGGUUUAGAUGAAGGAAAUGAGGAGGAAGAAAUGCACAAAGAACUAGACCUCAAGCAAAGUAAAGACAUUCAAAUACCAAGCAAAGAAAUACAAGAUCAUACUGACAUGGCUCAUCAACAGGCAAAUAUGAAUAGAGGUGUUGUAGAGAAUAUUGAAGUAAAAAGAAGUGAAGAAAACCUAAAAACUUGCAAUGGUAAUGAAAAUGUAAAUGAUAUGGGGAAGGUUAUGAGCUUUGGAGAAGGCGAAGUCAGCAAAGAUGACACAUUUAAGGUGCCACUAAGCGUCAAUAAUACAAGUGAUAGUGACCUGCAGAACUUGAUAAAUGCUGCCCUCAAGUCAGACAUGAAGAAAUCUUUUGGGAGUCAAUCAACAACCCUGCCUGUUCAUUAUGGUAAAAAAAGGAGAAAGAACUCGAGCAUUGUCAAAGCUAAUAUUCAACUCUUUAACUCAUUUUCUACAAGUAAUAGUGACAUUUCUGUUUGCACCAAAGGUAGUAUGAGGAAGAAAAGUGCACACAAUCAGAAGGAAACCACAUCAGUCUCCAAACCCCUGACACCAUUGACCAAAUCAACCAGUAUGGACAGUGGUAUAUCUGAAUUUCAAACUUCCAGGCAUCCAAUGUCAACAAGAAGCAGAGACCUGAAUGAAUCAUUCUUGACAGCCGUUGAGACAAAAGCAUCCUUGAAGAAAAUCAGUUCAUCUAUGGAGAAUAUCUCAACCCCCAAAGAAGAAUAUUCUGCUUCAAUUUCCACUGAAAGCCGCCCUAUUCAGAGUUCUCAAUCCAUGCUUGACAUCAGUACUCCAACCUCUGUCAACAGACCUCCUGUAAUACCCAUAAGGAAUGUCAGAUCUCUGCAGAAUGUUUCCACACCCAACAACAAAGAGAAUCUUUCUACUCCAGCAUCCAUUAGAAGACGACGUCCUGUAUCUCAACGUCAGAAAAUGGCUUUCCAGGAGAGUGAUUCUUUUGCUAAACUCAAAAAAGAGAAGGCUUUCGAGGUGGAGGAAGAAGCAUCCAGUCUGCCUCUGGUUAAGCCGCUCAGAGAUAACAACUCACCACAGCUGCACAGGACCAGGAAACCAGCUCCAUUAGACCCAAGACUAGCAACCCCUCUGACACCGGUUCAUCUUGCACAGCAUGUGAGAUUGCGUACUCCAAGCAGCAGUAGAAGACCAGUCAACAUCAAACACAGAUCACCUGUCAAACCAGUCAAGAGACUUGUUAAAUCUCCUUCCCCAGCAAGAUCCAAGGGCAGGCUAACACCAGAGAGGGAUAACAGGACCCCAAAGAGAUAUCCUAGAUCUCCAAGGAAUCCUUUAGAGACUGCAUCACCCAGUGUCAGGAGGCAGAGAAGUGCCGUACCUGUGCAUGUCCAAGAUGAAUGGGAACUCUAGUAUAAUCAGUGGUAACUGAACGUAUUUGCAUGAUCAUAUGUCCUGUUUUUUUUAAUGUAAAUCACUGUUUUUCCAUGCUUCCUUCUUUCAUGAAUACUUAUACUAACAGAAUUAUUUUCGUUCCAGAAAUUGAAUGUGUUUGGGGCUGAGGCUCAUCUUAACCUAUAACAUAUCUAAUUUCUCAAUAUUUGAAAAUGUCAUAUGGUACCAUUAUCUUGAUUGAAAGGACCUGUAUGCUAGCCAUUAAUGUAGAGUAUAGAAUCAAACUAAGGUUUGAUAAUUACUAAAUACAGCCACGGUGAUUGAAUAACUACUCGACACAUUGAUAGAUUAACAGUACUAAUUUGUGACCUAAAUUGUACUUCGCUUAAUGAUGAAUUUAAUUUCCAUUCUGAUAUCACUUCUUCAUAAAUACAGAUGUAUUUUGACACAUGGUGUACAUAUUUUUAUUUUAAAAUAUAAUGACAAUCAUAUUGUAUCACUUUCAGUUUUGAGCGUCCAUUGUUUCGCUAAAUGUACUUUGCAGUGUUUGUGGGGUGUCUUGGGUUUUGUGAUCGUUGAUGGAAUUAAUUGUGUAAAAGAUCAUACAUGUAAGUUCAAAUUGCACUGUGUAGAUGCUACGUUGAAAGAAUCUCUUGCUCACUGUUUUAUGAAGAUUGUGCAGUUUUGAGCCUCAGCCAUGUGUCAUGCUACACUCACUGUACAUGUGCUUUGGAGUAUUUAUGGGGGUGCAGUAUGUUUAUGAUGGUUGAUGGAAUUAACUGUAUAUAAAAGUCAGUUCAUAUUGCGCUUUAUUGAUAUUAUGGAAAUGUAUGUUAGGUUAAAGAAAAUCCAAUCUUGUUCAUCUUUAUGUAGAUAGUGCAAAUACUGUUUGACAGAUGGAAUAUAAAUUUGAUGCAAUUUCUAUGUGCCUCUUGAACCACAAUGUGAAUGCUAUUCACUAGACUCUAGUUUAUGUAUGCUUGGAAAAUGCCUUUCAAACUGACCUUUGAAAUUUUUCUUAUAGCUCCAAUGAUUUUCAUUUUCAUAUAUCUUAUAUUCAAUGUAUGCCAAUUUCAGUAGUACUCUUGGCAUCAGAAAUCAGCUGUGAAUUUUCAUUGAAACAUUCAGUGUUGAAGGAGAUUAUUAAUUUCUUAUAAUCAUAAGAUAAAAGUGUGGCUAGUUUUUCUGUUGAGGAAAUGUAUUUCCUCUGGCAUUUAGUAGAUAUUAAGUUAUUGUCUAUGGUUAAUGAUGAUUGCAAAGUAUUCUUGAUAAGUUUGAAUUACUUGUAUUUAGCUUUUCAUGAUUGUUUGAUUGGACUAGUUCCUUAUCUAAGGAAAUAGAAUAUAGAUUGUGUAAAACUUUUCCCGUCUUAUUCAAUCUUCAAGAAAGUACAGUUUAAUUAUAUAUAUGGCUUACAGUACCUGUACUUUAUAUGCUGUGCUUUUGGAGUAUUGUUACUAUUUUAAAUAAGUACACUAGUCCCUAGUAAUAUUUUGAUAAUUGCUUUUGAAUUAUGAUGCUUAAAUUCAGAGAUAAAUAUGUGUACAUGCAAGACUUAUUUUCAUAAAAGAUAUAGUUUUAUUUGAUUUGAUGAAACUUCUCUAUUUUCAAGACACAUGCUAUCAUGCCUAUCAAGAAGCAAGUGUAAAUAACAUGAUGUAGGUACAAUGCAAUAAUGAAUAUGUAUACAAAAGAAAAUGAUAAGGCAUGAUAAACCUAGGUUCACUUAUAUGUAUAACAUCAGAAAUCUACUUGUCUUCUUAGAUUUUUUUUUUUUGGGGGGGGGCUUUGAUGCACUUUAAAUAGAAAGCCUUAGUAUAAAUAAUGCACAUUUGGUAUGGUUCAGUCAACAUGCUUUAUUAAAUCAUUUCUGUGAUUAAUCUCCCUAGGGAAACACCAACAUCUGUAUUUUCCUCGUAUAAUGCAAAGUAACAAUGUAUGUACAGUUUCUUAUGGGUAAAGCUAUUAUAUUUUGGAUUUAUGAUGUUAUGAAUCUAUGAAGUUUGCCAUCUUUGGAAUAUGGUUUUCAGAUUGACAACAGCAAGGAAUGGGAAUGUGUUGAAUUAAUAUAUCAAGAUAAUUUAUGAUUGGCUUAAAUGCUGGAUAAAAACUGUUGAAAUACAACAUUAAAUUUUUGUAUAAAUAAAUGCAUUAUUUUGUGGUGAGAGAAUCAUGUGCCAUCUGCUGUCAUGUUAUUUUAGUUUUUGAAAUACACGAUGCAAUUUCAGGGUUGAAUUCUUACACACUGGAAGCUCAGUGAUUCAUCUCUUCAGUCAUAUUACAAUAAAUCAUACCAGUGAGGACAUUAGUAUAGACUGCCAACACAAGGGUGUUUUAGACUGUUCCGAUUUUACAGAGUGAGGAUGAGUGUACUGUCAUAAUGCCCCACAAAAGGAUGUGUAUUUAUUUUAGAAAGUAAUAAUCUACAUCCCUAUCAUUUGGUUAAGAAAAAUCAUCUCAAAACCAAGACUGGUCAUAUCACUUCAAUUUAUAUGAGGACCAUUCAUACAUGAUAUAGUAUUAUGAUUAGUAAUGGAUUUGAUAAUCAAAAUUGCAUGUUUGGCAAAAUAUAAACCUGGUCAUGGGAACAUCCUUAAUCAUUUGAUUAGGACUCACCUUAUCAUUCUUCAUAACCAAUACAUGUAUUCAUAUUUUGUUGCUGUGAAUGUCAAGAUUGGACAAUGUAAAAGGAUGUUAAAUGAA
Molecule: messenger RNA, 6727 nt
Organism: Lytechinus variegatus (green sea urchin)
Lineage: Eukaryota; Metazoa; Echinodermata; Echinoidea; Temnopleuroida; Toxopneustidae
Exons: 10
Coding region: 74-4042 (1322 amino acids)
Biological process (GO): signal transduction
Source: RefSeq, a predicted model, not a curated record